Oncorhynchus tshawytscha (Chinook salmon) is the source of this 1605-nucleotide messenger RNA. RefSeq names its product proline-rich protein 5-like. Gene Ontology annotation, biological process: TORC2 signaling. The record is from RefSeq and is a predicted model, not a curated record. Gene Ontology annotation, cellular component: TORC2 complex. NCBI's taxonomy places the organism in Eukaryota, Metazoa, Chordata, Actinopteri, Salmoniformes, Salmonidae.
ACCUCUAACACAGAGGAACAGGACAGUGAGAGGAGGAGACCUCUCUAACACAGAGGAACAGGACAGUGAGAGGAGGAGACCUCUCUAACACAGAGGACCAGGACAGUGAGACGAGGAGACAUCUCUAACACAGAGGAACAUGGUAGUGAGUGGAGGAGUUCUCUCUAACAUAGAGGAACAGGACAGUGAGAGGAGGAGACCUCUCUAACACAGAGGACCAGGGCAGUGAGAGGAGGAGACCUCUCUAACACAGAGGACCAGGGCAGUGAGAGGAGGAGACCUCUAACACAGAGGACCAGGGCAGUGAGAGGAGGAGACCUCUAACACAGAGGAACAGGACAGUGAGAGGAGGAGACCUCUCUAACACAGAGGAACAGGACAGUGAGAGGAGGAGACCUCUCUAACACAGAGGAACAGGACAGUGAGAGGAGCAGACCUCUCUAACACAGAGGAACAGGACAGUGAGAGGAGGAGACCUCUCUAACACAGAGGACCAGGGCAGUGAGAGGAGGAGACCUCUCUAACACAGAGGAACAGGACAGUAAGAGGAGGAGACCUCUCUAACACAGAGGACCAGGGCAGUGAGAGGAGGAGACCUCUAACACAGAGGAACAGGACAGUGAGAGGAGGAGACCUCUAACACAGAGGACCAGGGCAGUGAGAGGAGGAGACCUCUCUAACACAGAGGAACAGGACAGUGAGAGGAGGAGAACUCUCUAACACAGAGGAACAGGACAGUGAGAGGAGGAUACAUCUAACACAGAGGUGCUUUGAGAGGAGGGGGAACAGACAAAGGUUAAGGAGAGUUUCCUGUCCCCUCUAGUUAGGUAAUGUGUCUGUUAUAGACAGCCGUGUGUGUGUGUGUGUGUGUGUGUGUGUGUGUGUGUGGGGUGAAAAGAGCUGAUUUUAAUUGGAAAGAGGAAGUGUGUGUGAUUACAUGUCUAUAUGUAUGAGAAAGAGAGAGGAACAGAAACAGAGGAGGGAUAUUCACUGCACAGCAGCAGGAGAGAGGAGUUGGUUUGUCUACAAAACACUAUAUUAACCAGCAGGGUCACACGGCAACUCCCUGCCAAUCAGAGACUGACUGCCUCCCUGCCAAUCAGAGACUGACUGCCUCCCUGCCAAUCAGAGACUGACUGCCUCCCUGCCAAUCAGAGACUGACUGCCUCCCUGCCAAUCAGAGACAGACUGCCUCCCUGCCAAUCAGAGACAGACUGCCUCCCUGCCAAUCAGAGACAGACUGCCUCCCUGCCAAUCAGAGACAGACUGCCUCCCUGCCCGAAGAGCAGUGCAGAGAGGGAGAGAGAGAGUAAAGCCCUUGAAUUGAAUUGAAAGGAGGAGAGGGAGGAGGAGAGAGAGAUGUUGAAGUUGAUGAGUUCCCCCAGCCUCAGUGACCUGGGAAAGAGUGACAAGGCAGCGUUGGAGGAGAGAGGGACACAGCAGAGAAAAGCUGGGGCUAACGCCACCUGGAACAGCAUCCACAAUGCGGUGAUAGCUGUGUUCCAGAGGAAAGACCUGGGAGAGAAUGACCUCUACAUCCUCAAUGAGGGAGUCAGACAACUACUGAAGACGGAGCUGGGCUCUUUCUUCACCGAAUACCUCCAG